Fragaria vesca subsp. vesca is the source of this 755-nucleotide messenger RNA. Its product is annotated as dehydration-responsive element-binding protein 2D-like. Lineage: Eukaryota; Viridiplantae; Streptophyta; Magnoliopsida; Rosales; Rosaceae. Gene Ontology annotation, molecular function: transcription cis-regulatory region binding; DNA-binding transcription factor activity. Gene Ontology annotation, cellular component: nucleus. The record is from RefSeq and is a predicted model, not a curated record. Bases 81 to 623 code for a protein of 180 amino acids. The transcript has a single exon. Gene Ontology annotation, biological process: positive regulation of DNA-templated transcription; response to stress.
GCAUGUCGUCCCAAAACUAAGUCGUGUUUGGUUUGACCAUUGAAGAGGACCAAGAAGCAAAGGUGACGCAGAAAGCCAACAUGGGAAGGUCGAGGAAGGGCUGCAUGAAAGGGAAGGGAGGCCCUGAGAACGCUACGUGCACUUUCAGAGGAGUGAGGCAGAGAACUUGGGGCAAAUGGGUGGCGGAAAUACGCGAACCCAAACGUGGUGCUAGGCUCUGGCUAGGCACUUUCAACACUUCCACGGAGGCAGCGCUGGCUUAUGACGACGCCGCCCGAAAGCUCUACGGCUCCUCCGCCAAGCUCAAUUUGCCCGACCAAUCAUCCUCCUCCGCCUCCACGUCUUCGAAAACGAGUUCAGGUUCAAGUUCUAAUGAUAAAGGCGGUGGUGGAGAGCACAACAAUAUCAAGCAAGAAGCUUAUAAUUCAUGUGAUGAUGUGCAUCGAGGUUGGAAUAAUGAUUAUAAUAAUGGAGAGAUAAGUGAUUAUUGCUUGUGGGAGAGUAAUCCUGUGCUGAGUGCAGACUGGUCUGGGGUUUGUGGGGAGAGGGAGUUCUUAGAGAUGAAUGAUAUAGGAGUUAUGAUGGGUGGAAAUGAAUUUGUAAGUUGUAAUAUGCUUCUUUGAAAGAAGCUCCAUGGAACUUGUAAUGAAGGUUUCAAAAUAAGGAGAGCGUAUGUAGGAAUAAUUGUUUAGAAGCUAGCCUUGUGGGUUUAUAUGGUUCUUUAGGAAGGCUUCCCUUUUGUUAUGUUUUCAUCU